This is a messenger RNA of Pedinophyceae sp. YPF-701, 1758 nucleotides long. NCBI's taxonomy places the organism in Eukaryota, Viridiplantae, Chlorophyta, Pedinophyceae. The record is from the annotation of a GenBank genome assembly.
AUGAAGGCAAAAAAACGAUCUGUGUCCAACGCCGUGGAUUCCAGUGGGAAUGAGCGCCGCAAGACGCCACAUGGCGACGCCAAACGGGCCAAGACGGUACGUGGCGAGCCGUCGGAGGCCAACGACGUGCAGCAGCUGGCUCAGGCUCUCGCGGCUGACCCGAUCAGGAAUGUCCGGGCCGUCAAACGCCUGCUGGGCUUCCUGAAGGCCGAAACUCCGGCCGAGCAGGCCGCGCAGGCCACCCUGGCGCUGCGCGUUUACUUCCUCGGUGCACUGGAGCGCGGCCACCUCAAGAUCAAGCGCGCCGAGCAGGCGUCGGACCAAGACCCGGAGGCGGUCCUCGCGGAGUGGGUCAGGAGCCAGCACAGUGCGUUCCGCGCGCGGUGCCUGGACCUCGUCGCGAGCGGGGGUCCGGACCGCCUCCCCGUGCAGCUGGCCGCCAUGGGGGCGCUGAUGGAGCUGGUGCGGUCCGAGGAGGUCGGGCAGUUCGGCAACACGCUCUUCGUUGCGAUGAUCCGGCGCAUGGCCGCAUCGCCGGACCUGAGCGGGGAGCUCCUCGGGUCGUUCGCGGAGCGCUACGCCGAGCUGGCGGACGUGCGCUACUACACGCUGCGCGCCGUGCAGGACGUCGCCGAGGACCUCGCGGAUGGGGGCAAGGAGGUGGUGCUGCCGGCCGAGAUGGACCGCUCGGAGGUGACGUCGAACCUCUUCGACAUCCUGAAGUGCGACGCGGGCCCGAUGCUGCGGUCCGGCGAGGCGGCGUCGUGGUGCGGCGCGAUCGAGGCAGGCGCGGUGCGUCCCGCAGUGGCCGACGACCGCGCGGCGCGCAAGCAGGCGGGCAAGGGCGCGGGCGACGACGCGACGCGGGCGGCGAAGUGGGCCUCGCACGGCAGCCACGUGCGUGCGUUCAGCGGCGCGUGGCUCGCGCUCCUGCGCGCGCCCAUGCCGGCGGACAUUUACUGCAAUGUGCUGGCGGCGCUGCACGAGGCGGUGAUCCCCGCGAUGGCCAACCCGCUGCUGCUGUCGGACUUCCUGACGCGGUCUCUGGACCGCGGGGGCAUCACGGGGAUGCUCGCGCUGCAGGGCAUCUUCGUGCUCGUCACGCAGCACGGCCUGGAGUACCCCAAGUUCUACGAGAAGUUGUACCAGCUCAUCCAGCCAUCGAGUCUGGCGCUGCGGCAGCGUGGGCAGUUCUUCCGUCUCGCGGACAUGUUCCUCAACUCGCCGAUGGUGCCAGCGUACUCCGCGGCGUCGUUCGCGAAGAAGUUCGCGCGCAUGGCGCUGGCAGCCCCACCGCACGGGGCGAUGCUGUGUCUGGCCUUCGUCAACAACAUCGUCAGGCGACACCCCUCCCUCGUCGCCCUCCAGCACCGCGCGGCUCCCCCGGCCGGCGGAAACGCGGGUCCGCCGUGGAACGGCACGGACCCCUUCGACCCUGACGCGACGGACCCCGCGGAGGCCGGGGGGGUGUCGAGCACGCUGUGGGAGGUGGAGGCGCUGCAGCAGCACUGGCUGCCGCAGGUGGCGCACAUGGCGCGGCAGGUCAUGGGGAAGGACCUCGAGGAUCGCCGCAGGGCCAGCGAGAUCGACGUUGCGCCGCUGGCCGCCGCGUCCUUUGCAGGCCUCUUCCAGGGGGAAGUGGGGCGCAAGCUGCGCCGCGCCGUGCCCGUCGCGUACUACGGCCAGGACGAUCCGCCGGGCCUCCACGGCGGCGCUGCGCCGGCGGACUUCGCGGCGUUCGACUUUCAAAGCGCUUGA